AUGGAUUUAGCAGACCAAACUUUGGCCGCACCGAACUCGUCAGAGGAUACCAAUGGCACAAAUACGCCGAAACCUCCACCACAUUCACAAUAUGUGUCCGUGUUCAUUGUUGUUGCGGUCACAAUUAUCAUUCUGGUUACUAUCGUGGGGAACGUACUGGUUGUGGUCGCCGUUUUCACAAGUCGAGCUCUCCGCGCGCCACAGAAUCUCUUCUUGGUCUCAUUGGCUUCUGCGGACAUUUUGGUCGCAACUUUGGUCAUCCCGUUCUCCCUUGCCAAUGAGGUCAUGGGGUACUGGUACUUUGGCAGCACCUGGUGUGCAUUCUAUCUUGCCUUGGACGUCCUCUUCUGCACGUCUUCCAUCGUCCACCUUUGUGCCAUAAGUCUGGACAGAUAUUGGUCUGUGACCAAGGCGAUGAGCUACAACCUGAAGAGGACACCCCGACGAAUUAAAUGUAUGAUCACCGUUGUCUGGGUCAUAUCGGCGGUCAUCUCCUUUCCGCCACUUAUCAUGACCAAGCACGAAGAGCUGGAGUGCUUGCUCAACAACGAGACCUGGUACAUACUUUCUUCAUGUGUGGUCUCAUUUUUUGCCCCAGGUUUGAUCAUGAUUCUGGUGUAUUGUAAAAUCUACAGGGUGGCAAAGCAGCGCGCAGCGACCGUGUUCGUCGCCAAGAACUGCAUGGAGCGCCAGCCCUCACAGUCAGAGACUUGCUUCGUGCGCAAGAGCAAGUUUGAUGUGGAGAGCCCAAGUAGUCACAGCUCUGGUAGUAAUAACAGGAAAGGUGAGCUGGACGACAUCGAUCUGGAGGAGAGCUGCGUCACUCGGAGCCACAAACAGAGUAUCUCGCGUUUCUACACAAAGAGGAAAGCGGAGCCGAACAACGUGUGCCCCAAAGAAAACGGGGGUGUUUCGUGGCCAUCCAGUCGAACCGCGAAGCUCUUUCAGGAGCCAAGGACUAGACAGCCCUCCGUGUCAAAGACUAAACUAGCACAAAUGCGCGAGAAACGCUUCACAUUUGUCCUUGCCGUAGUCAUGGGGGUGUUUGUACUUUGCUGGUUUCCUUUCUUUUUUACUUACAGCCUCCAUGCAAUAUGUAGAGAAAGUUGCACGAUACCAGACACUCUCUUCAAUUUGUUCUUCUGGAUCGGAUACUGCAAUAGUUCCGUUAAUCCUAUAAUAUACACAAUUUUUAAUAGGGACUUUCGGAAAGCGUUCAAGAAAAUCAUCUGCCAGAAUUCUAAUCGCCAAUAG
Chanos chanos (milkfish) is the source of this 1254-nucleotide messenger RNA. RefSeq names its product adrenergic, alpha-2D-, receptor b (gene adra2db). Gene Ontology annotation, molecular function: epinephrine binding; alpha2-adrenergic receptor activity. The transcript has a single exon. Gene Ontology annotation, cellular component: plasma membrane. The coding region runs from base 1 to 1254 and encodes 417 amino acids. Gene Ontology annotation, biological process: regulation of vasoconstriction; G protein-coupled receptor signaling pathway; platelet activation. Lineage: Eukaryota; Metazoa; Chordata; Actinopteri; Gonorynchiformes; Chanidae. The record is from RefSeq and is a predicted model, not a curated record.